AUGGAUCGCAACCUCCCCUCUGAUACCAUCUCGAGUGGUAACAAGGUCAAGAACCAACGCUAUGCUGCAGACCUGUCUGGUCAACAGCAACAAGACUCAUUAAAGAACCAGAACAGCUCUUGGUCGGACGUGAACCAGAACAGUAGUAUCAGUGACCAAGAUCUAGGCCGGAACCGAAACCAGAGUCAGACCCAGGGCCAGAGCCAAAGAGGUCAAGUCGAUGAUGUGAACCAAGGCCAGUGGUCCCAACGACAAGCCGAGACUCAACGUUCUCAGCAAUACGGUCGUCAGAACCGUGAUCUCCGUCAAGACAAUAACGUUGCAGAGGAUGAUAUGCAAGAGUUGACGCGAGAGAACGUGUUUGAUAAUGUGCAGUAUAGUUAA
Molecule: messenger RNA, 384 nt
Organism: Lobosporangium transversale
Lineage: Eukaryota; Fungi; Mortierellomycota; Mortierellomycetes; Mortierellales; Mortierellaceae
Exons: 1
Coding region: 1-384 (127 amino acids)
Source: RefSeq, a predicted model, not a curated record